This is a messenger RNA of Symbiodinium necroappetens, 360 nucleotides long. The record is from the annotation of a GenBank genome assembly. Lineage: Eukaryota; Dinophyceae; Suessiales; Symbiodiniaceae.
AUGCGAUGUGACCUCGACGUUUGCAUCGUUUUCGAGGAUGAUGCGAGGCCGACCGAAGAAGGGCUCAGGCGUUUCCAAGAAGAGGUCGACUGCCUGACAAGCUUGGGCGUGUCCUGGGAUCUGGUCUACUUGCAUUCUUCGCUCUACUCCAAGGGAGAGGAGCCAAAGCUUGAAGGAUGCAACCUCCUCUUUGCAGGGCAUCGGAAGUGGGCAGGUGCUUAUGCCCUGUCCCGACGCGGUCUUCAGAGAUUGACAAGCAGCGGGCGCGAAACUCAGCCUACUCCGCACCAACACCUGCGAUAUAUUGGGGAGUUGUCUUGUGCUGAGACAAAGAGCUUCAGCUUCAUGCAGUUUACCUAA